AUGCCGCCAGCCCCUGCAAGGGAUCAGACCAAGGCUCAGCCCAUGUCCAUAUCCCAACUCUGCCAACAAAACGACUCGGACGACGAGCUGAACCAUCAUCACGACGUCAAGGAGGAGCUCGACCAGGACCCAUUAGAUCUCAACGCUGACGAUAACGCUGGCCGCUACAGACAGAGCAACGGCCACAACGACCACCACAGCGGUCAUUCUUCAGAUGAGUUUGAGGAACUUGACGACUCGCCACGAUCCAGGCCCGGACUUGAAGCCAGCGCACGAGACGCGGACGAGCAGCUUGCAGCAGAGGCACUCGGAGAUAUGGCCAAUGCUGCGCGCACAUCAUCGGCAUCCUCGGUGACCUCGAAUGGCGCGUUUGCGGCCCCGAAUACUCCAUUCAUGUCGAGGAUGUCGAGUUUUCCGAUUGUGAACUCGGCAUUGAAGGCCUAUGAAUCGGGCAAGCAAAACAGCAAGGUUAUGAAGUAUGGCGCCGAGAUGGUCGAGUCCGGUGUCAAGUCGCUGUCCAAGCCCGUGUUCGAUAAACUGGAGCCCAAGCUGGGCCAGCUCGACGACUUUGCGUGUCGCCAGUUGGACAAGGUCUAUCCCUCAAAGUCGGAUGCGCAAGUACUGCCUUCGCCAACCAACUCGGCGCGCUCUUCCAACGACAUUGUCCGCCCUGAGAAUGGUCUCAAUGGAGCACCGAAUGGUAAUGGUUCAUACUUUCCAUACCGCUCACGGCGCGACAGCAUCGACAGCACCUCUUCCUCCAACACCAGCUCCCGGCCCAGCUUUGAUAUCCUUCGGUCACGCGCCAAUAGGCAUGAAGAUGUCACGUUGAGACAACGAUCGGAUUCGCAAUCCAGUCAGCGCAGUUUCCAGUAUGUCAAUGGCUAUUACCCCCAACAACAACAGCAGCAGGUCGGAGCCCUCUCUUCGGCUCCAUCUCAGCAGUUCUCGGGUUGGAGGGGUGUGGUGGCCACAGUCGGUACUGCUUCGGCAGCUGGUGUGGCCAUCUUUAGCGAGGAGAGCAUGAAGAGUCUCAAGUACUGCUUGCAGUGGCUUCAGUAUGCCGUUCAUCACAUUGACCAUCAAAUCGGCCUGCUUCGACAGUUCUUGGUGUCUUUGGCCAAUCCCUCGCAGAGCACUGCCAUGAUUCCCUCAAACGCCGCGUCGACAUUGGCGUCGAUCAAGAAGGAGGUCGUCGAGACGCUUCGUAAGGUCAUUAAUGUGGUGUCGCGAUAUGCUGGCGCCUGCUUACCAGAUCAGGCCAAGAUCAGUGUGCGCCAGUUCAUCCUCUCCAUGCCCGUCCGCUGGGCUACGAUCAACAAUGAAUCCGUCCCCUCCACACCCAUGGGUUCGCCCUCACUGGGUCCUCAAUCUGACCACAACCCUGAGCAGCAGGCGGCCCUGAAUGAGACCUCGGAGCGGGCGACCAAGGUCUUGGUUCUUGCGCACGAGUCGUCUGAUAUGCUCAAGUCUGUGGCCUCUAUCUUCAGGGACUCUGUGGACAAGGCUGAGAACUGGAUGGACAAACUGCGAUAUGUGGGAAUGAAUCCCCAGAACAACAGCGAAGGCUUGCCCAGUUGGGCACCGACUGGAUUCCCGGGCGCACCUAACGGCAUGCCCGGUGGGUUCCCUGGCUCGGAGAGAAGCAGUGGCAGUUCUAGCACUGGACUUGAGCAAUACUCAUUGCGCCAGACACAGCAUUCCUCGAAUGGCACCAACGGCAGCAACGGCCAUAAUACGCACACGAACGGAGUGGGAUCUCCGUCCCGCAGCCUGAAGGGAUCGCCAAGGAUGGGGGGCCGCGAUAACCACAAUGCCCGCCACGCGUACCGCCAGAAGAGCGCCAUGUCUGGAGAUGAGGACUCGGGCAGUGACGAGGAGGAUGUGCCCGUGACAAUGGACGAUAGUGAGGAUGAGAUUAUGCGUGGUCAUGCGAACGGCCAUGCGCCUCUGAAGCGGAGCAUGGGAUCUGGAACGCAUGCCCAGGGCAACGCGGUCCGUCGUCGUAAGAAGAGAGGCGAGAGCGCUGAGAUGGUUGCUGGACUUGGACAGAGCAACGGCGCGGAUCCUCAUGCGAUCAAGCAGGAGCCGAACUAA
Messenger RNA from Gamsiella multidivaricata, 2097 nucleotides. RefSeq names its product transcription factor Opi1-domain-containing protein. The transcript has 5 exons. Gene Ontology annotation, biological process: regulation of transcription by RNA polymerase II; endoplasmic reticulum unfolded protein response; phospholipid biosynthetic process. Bases 1 to 2097 code for a protein of 698 amino acids. Gene Ontology annotation, cellular component: nucleus; endoplasmic reticulum. Lineage: Eukaryota; Fungi; Mortierellomycota; Mortierellomycetes; Mortierellales; Mortierellaceae. The record is from RefSeq and is a predicted model, not a curated record. Gene Ontology annotation, molecular function: transcription corepressor activity.